AUGCCUCCUCUUCAGCAUAGUUUGAAUCAGUCAUCUCUAAAACCACAUAACAGCGAUCAGUCUUACGCGCAGCAGUUUCAGCAGCAGCAGCCCCUAGCGACUGCUUCCGCAUUUUUCCGAAGAGAAGAGAUCAUAUUUGAAGGAAUAAGAGAGGUAAGCCAGAAGUGUGUACAUGGUGUGGUCAUCUAUAAUGUUCCAGGUUCUUUGCUAUCUUACGUCUGUUCAAACGCAAGACUCCGAGGGAUGGAGUUGACGCUUAUUGUGAUGCUAGUACAUGUCUGUAUACCGGUGGAACGAACAACGAAUAAGAUGUUACGAGUGUCUACAGGAAGUCCGCAAGAACAGGGAUGCAACCUUGCUGCCACCCUCAACUACUGGCUCAGGAUUGCGGAUAAGAUCAAGCGGGCAGUUGAUAACGUCCUUUCUGCGCUUAUUGGGGACGGUAUCCAUCAGCUGAACCCACGAAACCACCGCAGAUCCGAAGUACGCAUAGAAGACGGCAAGUGUACAACACAAUACACGGAGUUUAUCGAGGAGAAUGAAGUACCACACCUCUUCGCUAUUACAAGAAAUAAGCGAGAGGAGGACUAUGAUCCUCCAUCUUCUAAAAGGAAAUGGAAGAUGCGGAAGCGUCGUCCGGUGGUGGAGAACACUAAAAGGACUCCCAUUCCUACCCCGAGAGUGCUUCUACCUUGUAGACGCGAUGCAGACGCCACCCAUGGACCAAGGGCAUCAUUACGACUCGUGCAGGAACUUUCUCAGUUACUUGCACAACACAUGGCUUAG
This is a messenger RNA of Strongylus vulgaris, 786 nucleotides long. Lineage: Eukaryota; Metazoa; Nematoda; Chromadorea; Rhabditida; Strongylidae. The record is from the annotation of a GenBank genome assembly.